UACUGUCGUCGGAUAUAAUUUACAAAAGAUUCGCUUCCAAUCGGGAAAGCGGGUGAAUUCUAACUGCAGAACCGCGUAGAAGAAGCCGACUGUUUAUGAAGAACAAAGAAAAACCUUGUGAGUUGAAGGUAGUGAAAGAUGACCCUUCUUUAGAACCCUUUUGUGGAGAUUUGCUGUUAAGGAAUAAGAGAUACAGAAAGUUAAAGAGUGAAAUCGAGAUGAAGGAAGGUGGACUUGAUCAGUUUUCAUAUGGAUAUUCCAAGUUUGGUUUGCAUCGAUGUAAGGGGGGUCUCGAAUUCCGAGAAGUAGGUUUCCAUAUCCGUUGUAGUAUUGGAAUUUGGUUACCUGGCGCAAAAGAUUUGUAUUUAUUUGGAGAUUUUAAUGACUGGAAAGAACCAGGCUAUCCAUUGCAGAGAGACUCCUUUGGUCACUUUUAUGGUUUUAUUCCUGACAACGCUGAUGGAUCUCCUGCUAUUGCCCACGCUUCUCGUAUCAAACUCCGUGUACUUACUUUUGAUGGUCAGUGGCUGAUCCGCAAUCCAGCCNGAUAUCAAUUUGUGUUGCAUAAUAGGGCAACUUUUCUUAUUCAGAAUCCGACGAGCUUUGUUUAUGAUGCGGUAUUUUGGUCACCUCCGGAAGAAUGGCGAUAUUCUUGGAGAUACUCCACUCAUGCAACGGUCCCGAAAUCUUUGAGAAUAUACGAAUGCCAUAUUGGCAUUGCCACAAAUGAGCCAAAAGUUGGCUCCUUUGUUGAAUUUGCCCAGAAACUGAUUCCUAAAAUCAAAGGCUUGGGUUACACUGCCAUUCAAUUGAUGGCAGUUAUGGAACAUUCUUAUUAUGCAUCAUUUGGUUAUCAUGUCACAAAUUUCUUUGCUGUUAGUAGUCGUUAUGGAACUCCAGAAGAUUUGAAGUUUUUAGUGGACGAAGCUCACAACUGGGGACUUUAUGUGCUUAUGGACAUAGUCCACUCACAUGCCUCUUCCAAUUCUAAUGAUGGUCUCAAUCUUCUCGAUGGAACUGAUUAUCAGUACUUUCAUCAUGGAGAAAGAGGAAAUCAUCCGGAAUGGGGUAGUCGUUUGUUUGAUUAUUCCAAAUGGGAAGUUCUUCGGUUUCUGUUAAGCAACGCACGUUGGUUUUUGGAAGAAUAUCAUUUUGAUGGAUUUCGGUUUGAUGGGGUUACUUCUAUGCUUUACAAUCAUCAUGGAAUAGGAGUUUCAUUUUCUGGUGAUUAUAAGGAGUAUUUUGGAUUUCAAGUGGAUAUGGAUGCUUGCGUAUAUUUAAUGUUAAUGAAUGAUAUUUUGCAUCAUCUUUAUCCUGAGAGCUUUCUUUCCAUUGCUGAGGAUGUGUCUGGAAUGCCUACUUUGUGUCGACCAGUAGAAGAAGGCGGUAUAGGUUUUGACUAUCGUUUGGGAAUGGGUAUACCCGAUAUGUGGGUUGAUCUAGUGACCAACUUCCGAGAUGAAGACUGGGAUAUGGGAAGAAUAGUUUAUGGUCUUACAAAUAGAAGAUGGAAUGAAUAUACUGUUGGAUAUGUAGAAAGCCACGAUCAAGCACUUGUUGGAGAUAAGACUUUAGCCUUUCGUCUGAUGGAUGCAGAAAUGUAUAGCAACAUGUCGAUUUUUGUUUCACCAACGGACUGCAUCAUUCGUGGAAUUGCAUUACACAAAAUGAUUCGUCUUAUAACUUAUGCAUUGGGAGGUGAAGCAUAUCUCAAUUUUAUGGGAAAUGAAUUUGGUCAUCCAGAAUGGAUUGACUUUCCUCGUGCAGGAAAUAAUUUUUCAUAUCAAUAUGCUCGAAGACAAUGGAAUUUGGUGGAAGAUGGAACUUUGCGUUAUCAACAUUUGAAUGCCUUUGAUUGUGAAAUGCAUGCCUUGGAAAGUCAGCACGCAUUCUGUAGAUCCAAUUUGCAUCAGUGGAUAACUGUUCAUCAUAAUCAAGACAAAGUCAUUGCUUUUGAAAAAGGAGAUGGAUUACUAUUUGUAUUUAAUUUUCAUCCUGUGAAAUCCUUUUCAGACUAUUCUAUUGGAGUGUUAUGGCCAGGAAAGUAUGUGCUUCAGUUGGAUUCAGAUAGACUGAGUUUGGGAGGGUUUGAUCGUAUUGACCAACAUGUCGAGCAUUUUACUCAUCCUUUGAAACAACAUGGUCGUCCUCAUUCACUGCAACUUUAUUUACCUAACCGUUCGUGUCAAGUGUAUUAUUGUGCAGACUUGGAAUAGAUAGCAUUUGUCAUAAACUUUCGAAGUAUUUGUGUGAGUGUGUGUGUGCUGUGUGUGUGAAUGUCUGUCUGUGAAUGUGUUUGUAAUGAAUGAUAGUUAUUAUUAUUAUAAAUUGCGACGUUGAAAC
Molecule: messenger RNA, 2343 nt
Organism: Galdieria sulphuraria
Lineage: Eukaryota; Rhodophyta; Bangiophyceae; Galdieriales; Galdieriaceae
Product: 1,4-alpha-glucan branching enzyme isoform 2
Exons: 15
Coding region: 96-2216 (706 amino acids)
Biological process (GO): glycogen biosynthetic process
Cellular component (GO): cytoplasm
Molecular function (GO): hydrolase activity, hydrolyzing O-glycosyl compounds; cation binding; 1,4-alpha-glucan branching enzyme activity
Source: RefSeq, a predicted model, not a curated record